This is a messenger RNA of Balaenoptera acutorostrata (minke whale), 3301 nucleotides long. It is a transcript of the gene GLS2, whose product is annotated as glutaminase 2. The record is from RefSeq and is a predicted model, not a curated record. The transcript has 18 exons. The coding region runs from base 706 to 2445 and encodes 579 amino acids. Gene Ontology annotation, molecular function: glutaminase activity; protein binding. NCBI's taxonomy places the organism in Eukaryota, Metazoa, Chordata, Mammalia, Artiodactyla, Balaenopteridae. Gene Ontology annotation, biological process: L-glutamine catabolic process.
UGUGCGCACCGCCCAUCCUAACCCUCCUUCUCUCCCCUGUCCUCGUGUGUAUAUUAGGGGAUGCGUGGGUAUGGAACAGCCUGCCUCGAGUCCCAGUGUUCUUGGGUCUGUGUGUGGUCUAUCUGUGUUUCGGCGUGUGUGAUGCUCGUGUGUUACUGGUGCGCAGAUACUUGCGUAUGUGCUGGGUGUGUGCGUUAUCAGGGCUCCCUAAUCUGUAGAAUAAGGGUGGUUCUCCGAUUGGUUUUUGAAGGAGGAAAAUCUUUAUAAUGGGGGGAAGAAUCAUAAGACGCAGAUCUCCCAAACCAGAGCCAGUCAGAGCCGUUUUAUGUGCUGCUCAGGCGGCUCCCUGAUUUAAGGGGUUCUCUUCCCUUGGGUUCUAACUCUGCCCGAGAGGCUGCACCUCUCUCCCCCACCACCCUGGAACACUUGGUGGCUGACCUUCUUCGAGAUGCAGAGAAGCUGAGCAGGAAAUUUUGUCCUCCCCAGAAGCCAACAUAGACACUAUCCAAGUAGCCCCUGCUUUUUUAGAGCAGGAACAGGAAAUGGACCAUCUCCCUUGUCAUUGAUAUCUACUGAUGACAUUCAGAAAGACAUGCACACCAUAAUUAAAGUAGCCAGACAGACUACUCUGUCCUCUACCUCACCACCAUUGGAGUCCCUGUCCUGGACAGGUAACAUCCAAUCAGUGAUUCGUCAGAGAGUGGCAUGCUGUCCCGUCUGGGUGAUCUGCUCUUCUACACUAUUGCUGAGGGUCAGGAACGAAUCCCUAUCCACAAGUUCACUACUGCACUGAAGGCCACUGGACUGCAGACAUCAGAUCCCCGGCUCCGGGACUGCAUGAGCCAGAUGCGCCGCAUGGUUCGAGAGACAAGCAGUGGUGGCCUCUUGGACCGAGAUCUCUUCCGAAAGUGUGUGAGCAGGAACAUUGUGCUCCUGACCCAGGCAUUCCGAAAGAAGUUCGUCAUUCCUGAUUUUGAGGAGUUCACGAGCCAUGUGGACCGCAUCUUUGAGGAUGCCAAGGAGCUCACUGGAGGCAAAGUGGCGGCCUACAUCCCUCAGCUGGCCAAGUCAAAUCCAGAUCUGUGGGGCGUCUCCCUGUGCACUGUGGAUGGUCAGCGGCACUCCGUGGGCCACACAAAGAUCCCCUUCUGCCUGCAGUCCUGUGUGAAGCCCCUCACCUAUGCCAUCUCCAUAAGCACCCUAGGCACUGACUACGUGCACAAGUUCGUGGGCAAGGAGCCCAGUGGCCUGCGCUACAACAAGCUCUCCCUCAAUGAGGAAGGAAUCCCCCAUAACCCCAUGGUCAAUGCUGGUGCCAUUGUUGUGAGCUCCCUGAUCAAGAUGGACUGUAACAAAGCAGAGAAGUUUGAUUUUGUAAGUUCCCUCACUGCUCAGCCCCUGGCUGCUUUUCUCCAUGGCAUGUUGUCCAUUCCAGCUGCCCCAGUGCCUGGCUCUAACCCCACUUUGAUGGUGCACCAGCCCAUACUAGAAGCCUUAUUUCCAGAGGUCUUGCAGUAUCUGAAUAAAAUGGCUGGGAAUGAAUACAUGGGUUUCAGCAAUGCCACAUUCCAGUCAGAGAAGGAAACAGGGGAUCGGAAUUAUGCCAUCGGCUAUUAUCUAAAGGAAAAGAAGUGCUUUCCUAAAGGGGUGGACAUGAUGGCUGCCCUGGAUCUCUACUUCCAGCUGUGCUCCGUGGAGGUGACCUGUGAAUCAGGCAGUGUCAUGGCAGCCACCCUGGCCAAUGGCGGGAUCUGCCCCAUCACAGGCGAGAGCGUGCUGAGCGCUGAAGCAGUGCGCAACACCCUCAGCCUCAUGCACUCCUGCGGCAUGUAUGACUUCUCGGGCCAGUUUGCUUUCCAUGUGGGCCUGCCAGCCAAGUCAGCUGUGUCAGGAGCCAUCCUCCUGGUGGUGCCCAAUAUCAUGGGAAUGAUGUGUCUAUCACCUCCCCUGGACAAGCUGGGCAACAGCUAUAGGGGUGUCAGCUUCUGCCAAAAGUUGGUAUCUCUUUUCAAUUUCCACAACUAUGACAAUCUGAGGCACUGCGCUCGGAAAUUAGACCCACGGCGUGAAGGGGGAGAAGUUCGGAACAAGACUGUGGUGAACCUGUUAUUUGCUGCCUAUAGUGGAGAUGUCUCAGCUCUUCGAAGGUUUGCCUUGUCAGCCAUGGACAUGGAACAGAAAGACUAUGACUCCCGCACAGCCCUGCAUGUUGCUGCAGCUGAAGGACACACUGAAGUUGUUAAAUUCCUGAUUGAGGCUUGCAAAGUGAAUCCUUUUGUCAAGGACAGGUGGGGCAACAUCCCCCUGGAUGAUGCUGUGCAGUUCAACCACCUGGAGGUGGUUAAACUGCUCCAAGAUUACCAGGACUCAUACACACCAUCUGAGACUCAGGCUGAAGCAGCAGCUGAGGCCCUGUCCAAAGAGAACUUAGAGAGCAUGGUGUGAGCAUGGGGCAUGCACAGUCCCUGCACAAGAAAAAGCACGAGCUGGCCACACACUUAACAUAUAACCACCAGACGUGCUACAGAGGGCCGCACUGCUUCAGUGAGGCGGGGGGGGGGGGCAGUGCUUUCAGUGAGAGUCAAAAUACCCCAUUCCCUUGGCAGACAGAGUAUAGAGAAGUGCCUUUGUGGACUCCUGCAGUAGAGCUAUCCAUGAAGAUUGUGGGCUUAAGGGACAGCCUAAUGGCUUAGCCCGCUCCAAAUCAUCCCAGGUCUUCACGCAGGUCCCCUCUUCCUCUCUCUGAAGAAGCCAUUAUGAGAGAGAGAGAUACUCUGGUAAGGGGCUCUAGCCACCACGCACAGGUAUAUAUCCACAGAGAAAGAGAGGAGCUAUGCACCGGGCUUUAGUAGUCUGGAGAGAUCUGCCCCCCCUUGGCCAGGAAGUGCUGCUACUGCUAACAGCAAUUUUAUAGACAGAGAAAGUAUUUUGUGCUCAAAUAAACUUUAAUUACACAAAUUAUUAUUUUUGCUAGACCCAGUCCUUCUCUUUGUCCCCUAGGGCCAUCCAGCUGCAUCACCAUCAUAAAGGUAGAGUAAGAUGGGACCACAGGGUCACACAGAGCCCAAAGAAUACAUAUUUCACAUACAUACUCACCCCACUAGGUUAUCUUCAAUCCCAAAUACUGCUUUAGGUUAACUGUAUUCUGCUCCAAGUGGGGACAAGUGCUUGGGUCUGAACAGGCCCCAAAAUGGAUUGUGCCAAGACUUCAGGCCUCCCUCCUCCCUCUGGAAGUUACAACUGUAGCAGAAAUGAAGAUGGAACUUCUCAAGAAUAAAGUUUCUAGUACUAAUCCCCUCAA